Molecule: messenger RNA, 1919 nt
Organism: Cydia splendana
Lineage: Eukaryota; Metazoa; Arthropoda; Insecta; Lepidoptera; Tortricidae
Gene: Las
Product: lipoyl synthase, mitochondrial
Exons: 8
Coding region: 75-1175 (366 amino acids)
Biological process (GO): lipoate biosynthetic process
Cellular component (GO): mitochondrion
Molecular function (GO): lipoate synthase activity; 4 iron, 4 sulfur cluster binding
Source: RefSeq, a predicted model, not a curated record
ACGUCAAACCAAAAUCAAGUUGAACUUCAGCUGAGUGUUAUUACGUAGACGCAAAUAAAUUAAAUACUAAAAACAUGUUUCGUAAUUCGAUAAAAUCAUGUUUGAUCAGCCGAAAUCCAGAAUUUCAGAGAUGCAAGCACACGGCGAAGCUGGAGGCUAUACGAGAGAAACUCCGCGAGGGACCCGGGCUAUCGGAUUUCAUAGCGGAGGACAGACCCAAAGACUGGGAAGAGUAUGAAGGGAAACUGAAACGGGAGAAGGGAGAACAGGAACGUUUGAGGCUUCCACCGUGGUUGAAGACCUCUAUACCAACAGGGUCAAAGUUCAACGAGGUAAAGGAGCAACUACGCAGCCUGAAGCUUAGUACAGUGUGCGAGGAGGCCCGCUGUCCAAACAUCGGGGAAUGUUGGAGCGGGGGCAAGCAGGGCAUGUCUACUGCUACAAUUAUGCUCAUGGGUGACACUUGCACGCGAGGCUGCAUGUUCUGCUCCGUGAAAACGUCGCGCGCGCCGCCGCCGCUGGACCCGCUGGAGCCGCGCCACACGGCCGCCGCCGUCGCACAGUGGGGCCUCGGGUACAUUGUGCUGACCUCAGUCGAUAGAGACGAUUUGCCGGAUGGAGGAUCAGCUCACUUCGCAGAAACAGUUAGAGAAAUAAAAAGACAGAACAAGGAGAUACUAGUAGAAUGCCUAGUGCCCGAUUUCAGAGGGAAUCGCGACUGCAUCGACACCAUAGCCAACUGUGGUCUGGACGUGUUCGCGCACAACAUUGAGACCGUGGAGCGACUGACGCCUUUCGUCCGGGACCGGAGGGCAGGGUACCGGCAAACGCUGAAAGUGCUAGAAACUGCCAAGGAAAUGAACCCCGAUCUUGUCACUAAGACGUCUAUCAUGCUGGGUCUGGGCGAGACAGAUGAGCAAGUCGAGCAGACCAUGAAAGACCUGCGCUCCGUAGGCGUAGACUGCCUCACGCUCGGCCAAUACAUGCAGCCAACGAAGCGCCACCUCAAAGUGUUCGAAUACGUGACCCCCGCCAAGUUCCAACACUGGGAACGCAGAGGCAACGAACUAGGGUUCCUGUAUACCGCUAGUGGGCCACUCGUUAGAUCCUCUUACAGAGCUGGGGAGUUCUUUAUCACUAGCCUGUUGAAAGACAAGAAGGCGAAAAGCUUGUGACCUGAAUACGAUUUAGCUAAUCAUUUUAAUACGUAGGUACUAGUAGCUCGGUGAGCUGUAGACCUCUCUUAGAAAAUGUAAAAGUGAAAAAUACUUGGUUGAGUCGUUAUUACAGUGAACUCCAUUUCAGCGCCAUUGUAGAUGCUAUUGGCGCUUAACUCCGCACUUUGAAAAUUUUCCAAAAUCUGGAUCGACAAAAAAAAUAUUUUUAAUCUGGUCAUAAAGUUUCACGAGAAUCAGUUAAGAAUUGUGACUUGUAGAGGAGAACAUCGGGACAUACGAAAGCAAAAUGCCCGAGUCAAAACGGAGACCUUCGCUAACGCUACAGUCAAUGAUCAUUUCAUAAUUUAAUACUGAAGUAGGCCCCAAUCGGAUCCAUUGUGAAUGUUGUUCAUCAGUUUUUAAUGUUUUAUUUCCAAUUAACUAGAGAUAAUAUUAGGAAAAGUUUAUUUUCAAUUGCUUUGUUUAAUGUUCAUACUAAGAGCGGUAUUGUAAACACGACCAGAAUGCCAUGAGCCAUGAAUUUAAAAAUAACUUUAUUCAUAAUAAGUUAUAGAAUUCAUACCAGUAGGAUGAGUUUGAGAUUAAUAUGAAGUUCCUUCUACCAUUUUGUAGUUACAAACUUCGUUCAAAAAUUAUUCAACAUGGAUAUUGAAUAAUUGGGUGGAUUAAUUUGACAAGGAACUAAAAGAAAUACUCCGUCAUUUCACUUUUAGGAAAUAAUGACGACAAAUAUACUUUAGG